Messenger RNA from Candida dubliniensis CD36, 480 nucleotides. RefSeq lists its product as uncharacterized. The record is from RefSeq and is a predicted model, not a curated record. The coding region runs from base 1 to 480 and encodes 159 amino acids. NCBI's taxonomy places the organism in Eukaryota, Fungi, Ascomycota, Pichiomycetes, Serinales, Debaryomycetaceae. The transcript has a single exon.
AUGAAAUUAGCAGAAGCAUUAAAUUUGAAAAAAAACUUAGAAAGAGAUGCUGAUAAAGUUGAAUCAUUAAUUUUGAAAUGUUGUCUAGCUCAAAACGGUGAAACUCCUCCAUUUGAUCCGAAUGAAUUAUUUAAACAAUAUGAAGAAAUUGAUAAAUUAAUUGUUGAUAUAAGUAUUAAAAUCCAACGAUCAAACAAUCAAAUAAAGUUUACUUAUGAUGAUAAAGAUAUUACAGCACCUCUUCGAUCAAUGACACAAGCUAUUGCUGAUAUUGAUGAUUUAAAAAGACAAAUUGAGUUGAUAAAUGAUAUAAUUAGUAAUGGCAUUGUUACUAAACUGUAUUCAGCCAAAAAGAUUGCUGAAGAGUCAAAUGUUGAUGUGGUUGCCUAUUAUAAGACAAGACGUCAUUUGUAUGAGAGAUUAGAUAAAUUAAAACUUCGUGUUCAAUCUGCAAAUUGGGAAUUUGAUCUAAUUGAUUAA